This is a messenger RNA of Bipolaris maydis ATCC 48331, 1289 nucleotides long. RefSeq lists its product as uncharacterized. Gene Ontology annotation, molecular function: zinc ion binding; RNA binding. NCBI's taxonomy places the organism in Eukaryota, Fungi, Ascomycota, Dothideomycetes, Pleosporales, Pleosporaceae. Gene Ontology annotation, cellular component: precatalytic spliceosome. Gene Ontology annotation, biological process: mRNA splicing, via spliceosome. The record is from RefSeq and is a predicted model, not a curated record.
ACUUCAUCAUGGCCGAGUAUUGGAAGUCAACACCAAAAUACUGGUGCAAGUUCUGCUCCACCUAUGUAAAAGACACAAAGUUUGAACGCGCGCAGCACGAAGCGACUGGCCGCCACCAAGGCAACAUCCAGCGCAGUCUCAAAGGACUGCAUCGCGAGCAGGAAAAUGAGAAGCGUAAUCAAGCGCGCGCGCAGGCUGAAGUCGCGCGCCUGAAUGGUUUGGUAUCUUCUUCAUCGGCUCCCUCGGUCGCGACUGGUGUAGGCGGGAAACCCACGUUCGAGAAGCGACCGGAGAAGAAAGCGACGUUGGACGAUAGGAAAAGACAAUGGGAGGAGCUGGCGGCUAUGGGUAUUGCGAUACCUGCAGUCGCUCGUGGUGACCUGGCGAUGGCGGGAGAGUGGAAGACAGUAUCGGAGGAAGUGGUUGGAGAAGUGACCGAGGACGGUGAAUUUAAGGCGACAGCUCUAAAUAAGGGCGUACGGAAGAGACAGUUUGAUGAGGACGAAGAAGAGCAAAAGGCCGCUGGAGAGCUGAUCACUAAGAAAAAGGGCUGGGGAAACACUUUCAAGAACUUUCCAGGCAGCAAGGGAGGUGAUGACGAUAUUGAGAGUUUGUUUGGAAAGAAGGAGAAGCCAGCUGUGCAAACACAGACUGAGGUGAAGAAGGAGGAGCCAGAUGAUGGCGUGAAAGCAGAGGUUGAGGAUGAUGCUGACACGAAAACACUAAAGGACAUACCUACCGCAGAAGAGGCCGCAGCCAAAGCUGCUGAAGUGGUGGUCAAGAAGGAGGAGGGGGAUGCACCGGCAGCACCAGCUGUUGUCUUCAAGAAGAGGAAGAAGGCAAAAUGAAAGCCUUCACCAUCAACAUGUAGUGCAGACUGAUGGAUCAAAGUUGGGUCACCUACUAUAGCUGGUAUCAGCCCUGUACGUUGCGCGCUCAGUCCCUCCAAGAGCGGGUGACGAUCAUGAUAUAAGGGGCGUGCCCCACAGGGAUACAGACGCGAAGUACUGGCUUCUCGUAUGCUCGGGGAAAUGUGGGUGACGAGAGCAUAGAUAUGGUAAGAUGAUGAGGUUGGGCAGCGAGAGAAAGCGUCUGGGGGUGAUGUCGCUUGCUUGGCAUCAAGACAAGAAUGUACCACGGCCAAUAAGACGAUUGGAGAAGGAGAGUGUACAUAUCGCGCUCAGCCGAGGAGCGUGUACCUGUAAGACCUUGAGCUAGGCAUGGUAGUCAUGUUGUCACAUAGCUUGCACAAUGUCCAGCGCUAGUACAAAUAUGAUGACCUACUAUUG